ACGUUACAAACUUUUCGUCGUACAACCUAAUCGAAGUUCACUUUCGUAGAGUUUUAAAAUUGUACUCUCCUAAAAAUGAAAUUAUCCAAGUUAAUACUUUAAUAAUAGUGUAAAGGCGUAGUGGCAUCGCAUUAGCGUCAGUGAAGAGUGAAUUUAACUUAAAAUAAAUCAAUUGUGCAUUGAAAAGACAAAAGAAAAAACAAACACAUUGUGCAACAUCAUGACGACUUUAUUUUGGAUGGAUUUUUCUGAUGACUCGUACAAUAGGACAACAUUGUGGCGAAUGCUUGUUUUCUUUAUCCUUUAUGUAUCAUGUUACAAAUUAUUGAGGAAGAAACUUAAAGAAAGUCCAGAAUAUUGCUGUCGCCUUGUGACAUUCGCACAUGGACUCAUAGCAAGUACCGUUUCAUGUUGUUAUAUCAUGCUACCAGCCCUUGGUUAUUACAAAGUUGAUUCAAUUCCAUCACCGUUCAUUCUCAGUCAUAGUAUGGGCUUCUUCAUGUUUGAUCUCUUUUGGUGCUUUGCUCAUGGCGAGACGUGGGUCAUGUAUUUUCAUCACAUCCUAACUGUUACGGGACUUUUUUAUUAUUUAUUUAAGCUAGAAAAACAAUAUUUUAUUGUUUAUGCUAUAGGAUUAACAGAGUUUACAAAUCCUUUACUACAAACACGCUGGUUCUUAAAACACUAUGAUAUGCGAGAUACUUGGACUUUCAAAAUUGUCGAAUAUCUUUUCUUCAUAAGUUUUUACGCUAUUCGAUUAAUUGUACUAUCAUAUUAUUCAUACGAAGGUUGGUUCAAUGAAUCUUUAGGCUUCACAACAGAUGACUUGAUAUUCACUACGCUUGGUGCUUUGACUGGUUACGCAUUAGCAUAUCAAAUGGCAAGCUACAUAGUUUAUCAAGUUAAGAAAACUCGAAAAGAGGAACAAGAAGAACAAAAACUCAAGGAACAAUAAAAAUAGAAAUUGAGAUGAUGAUUGCCUAAAAGCAUUAUAGCUUCUAGUUUAAAAAAGCUUUAAAUAUGAAUUUAUUUAUUUUGUACGGAUUUGUAUGAAAACAUUCUCAUGCAUGUGUUCUUUCAAAUCUUGUUGGUUUACAGCAAUGAGUUCCAAUAAAACGAUGGUUUUAUAAAUGGUUUUAACAUUAUUAA
This is a messenger RNA of Clunio marinus, 1149 nucleotides long. The record is from the annotation of a GenBank genome assembly. NCBI's taxonomy places the organism in Eukaryota, Metazoa, Arthropoda, Insecta, Diptera, Chironomidae.